This is a messenger RNA of Sinocyclocheilus rhinocerous, 665 nucleotides long. RefSeq names its product GTPase IMAP family member 4-like. Lineage: Eukaryota; Metazoa; Chordata; Actinopteri; Cypriniformes; Cyprinidae. Gene Ontology annotation, molecular function: GTP binding. The annotation marks the transcript as partial. The transcript is spliced from 2 exons. The record is from RefSeq and is a predicted model, not a curated record.
AUGGAUGAGCUAAGAAUUGUUUUGUUGGGUAAGCAAGGAGCAGGGAAGAGCGCUUCAGGAAACACUCUUCUGUGUAAACAAUUAUUUAACACAGCAGCCAGCUCAGAGCGAGUCACUCAAGCUUGUUCGAGUCACUCCAGCAUGUCCAUUGAGGGCAAACCAACGAUCAAAGUGAUUGACACCCCUGGAUGGUGUGACUCUUCUCAAUCUGAGAAUGAUAUCAAGCAGGAAAUCAUCAAGUGCAUCCAUGUGUCAAGUCCUGGGCCACAUGUGUUCCUCCUAGUGCUGCUCAUUGGCAGAUUUACCAACGAAGAGAUAAACACAAUCAUGAACAUCCUGAAGGAGUUUGGGGAUGAAGUCACCAAAUACAUGAUUGUGCUGUUCACUAAAGGGGAUGACCUGGAAGAGAAGCCCAUUGAAGACUACCUGAAGGAAGUCCACUCAGACUUGAAGAAAAUUAUUCAGUUAUGUGGUGGAAGAUAUCACGUCUUCAACAAUAGAGACAAAAAGAAUAACAAUCAGGUUUCUUCUCUUCUGGAGAAGAUCCAUAAGAUGGUAGAGAGUAAUGAGGAAAAAUAUUACACAACAACUAUGUAUCAAAAAGGGAAGAGGAUGAUAAAACAACAAAAAACAGUUAUGGUGCCGAUGGAAAUAGAAAUGUUGAC